Messenger RNA from Oppia nitens, 1016 nucleotides. RefSeq lists its product as uncharacterized. Gene Ontology annotation, molecular function: ATP binding; protein kinase activity. Gene Ontology annotation, biological process: protein phosphorylation. The record is from RefSeq and is a predicted model, not a curated record. Bases 111 to 1016 code for a protein of 301 amino acids. The transcript is spliced from 5 exons. Lineage: Eukaryota; Metazoa; Arthropoda; Arachnida; Sarcoptiformes; Oppiidae.
UCGCAAAAAAAGUUUGUAUAUAAUAAAAUACUACUUUUAUUGUUUGUUAGAUAACUACAUAAAAUUGAAUUGUUUAAUAAUUAAGAUCUAUAUAUAGAUCAAACAAAACAAUGGCUGAAAAUAACAUCAAUGAUCCGCCUAUUAUUGAUGAAAUUAUUGAACAGGAAUUGAAUUAUAUAAGUAAUGGUGCAUUUGGUUAUGUUUAUAAAGUGAUAGAUAAAAAAACUGAUAGAGUUUAUGCCGUUAAAAAAGUACCAAUUAUUGCUGUCGGUCAUAUACACAGUCUGGAGCCGCGGCUCAUACACCGCGAUCUGAAACCGGAUAAUAUUCUGGUAGAUUUGCGGGGUUUUCUGUGGGGCCGUGGUUUCGCCAAACUAUGUGACUUUGGUCUGGCCACAUCGGACACUGGCUAUAGUGAACGGGCGGGAGAAGCCGGAACCCCAGUCUAUAGGGCACCCGAAGUCAGGCGCCAAAAACUGAACACUGAUUUCGACGGUCGCUUAGCCUAUACAUACAAAGCCGAUAUAUACAGUCUGUCCAUUAUCGGGGCAAUGCUAUUUGAAGUUGGUAAUUUUAUUGAUAAAGAUAGAUAUGAAUUAUUUGAUGACAUCACCCGUCUAUACAGUUUGGUUACACGCGAUUGUUAUUCAAAUAUGUUAAAUACAUUUGAAUGGUUAAACCGAAUGAAUGAAUUUGAUCCCGAUUUACGACCCGAUUGUUCGGUUGUCUUAUCGGACUAUCCGAACUGGAAUUUUGAUCGACGGGAAUAUAUAGAUAAACUAAAUGCUAGAAUAAAUCAGGUGUUUGGAUAUCCCGAAGAUUAUCAACACAGUUGGGACAGUAUAUCGAAGCUAAUCGGCGGUGGCCUCGGCCUGACGGCCAGUUUCGAGCAGGUAAUCCAUUUGGUCAAGAACUCAAAGUUUAACAAAAUGUACAAAGAAGACGAAGAAGAAGAUGACGACGAAGAAGAAGAUAGAGAUGGAGAUGAAGAAGGAAAUGGAAGAAGAAGAUUAUGA